UCAAACGCUACAAUAUUUUUCUAUACUCGUGCUGUCAUGUUGUCAUUUAUUCGCUGUCAGUUGACUUCAGCUGUCGGUUUCACGAAAAUUCGGCAAAAUCUAGCCGAAAUUAAAAAUAUACAUCCAAGUUUUACACGAACAAUAACGAUGGCCAAUGAAGGAAUUUCGCCACAGGAGAUCGAGGCUCUUUGCCAAACCCCGGAUCCCUCUACUAGGGACUUCAUGUUCCAACAAACGAUGUACCGCAUCAAGGAUCCUCGCAAGUCCAUCCCGUUCUACACCGGAGUGCUCGGCAUGAGUCUACUGAAGCAGCUUCACUUCCCCGAGAUGAAGUUCUCACUGUUCUUCAUGGGAUAUGAGAACCUUGCUGAGAUACCGUCUGAUGAAGCCACUAGGACCGCUUGGGCUAUGACCAGGAAAGCUACUUUGGAGUUGACAUAUAACUGGGGCACAGAGAGUGACGACUCGAGCUACCACAACGGCAACUCGGAUCCCAGAGGGUUCGGACACAUCGGUAUUCUAGUGAGGAAUGUGGAUGAAGCUUGUGCCAGGUUUGAACAGCAAGGCGUGAAGUUCAUCAAGCGGCCCAACGAUGGCAAGAUGAAGGGUCUGGCCUUCAUCCAAGAUCCUGACGGCUACUGGAUCGAGAUCUUCGCUAGCAAUGUUGUUUAACACCGUAAACACUAAUCACCACAGUUAUAUCACCAUGUUUGGUACAGUGGUAUGGUUUAAAUAUGUGAUUACUAGCUGAUUUGGCAAACUUCGUACCGCUUCAAACAUUUUUUCUCACCUUUUAAACCUUCCCGGGACUUCCACAAAUAAUUCAAGACCAAAAUUUGCUUAAACUCUCUCACACACGCAUGCAUGUGUGCGCACACGCACAUACAUUCAAAACACUAAUAAAUCAAUUAAAACAUUGUUUCCAAUCAUUUCUAAUUAUCUUACAAUCAUUGAUUAUUAUGUAGAAUAAUAAAUAUUGUAAUUGUUUUUGACACAGCAAACAUCUUUAAAACAUGAUUAUAAAACACAAUUUUUAUACUAUGUCAAUUGAAAUCAAUUAAUUUGAACCAUACACUGUACUAAACUAUAUGAAAUAAGAAAUGUAUGUAAUGUACACAUAAUUAUGAUACAUAUUAUAUGGAAUUGUUUACAUAAAGAGCUAUGAUGCUGAGCAAGAAAUAUAUUCUAUAUGACUGAUUAUAAUAUAUCAUGUAACCAAACAACCAAUAGGUAUUCAUUGGGUUUUUAUAUAAUAUUUUAACAGUGAAGAAUUACGUACAAUUUGUGUAUAAAAAGCUACACUUCUGCCCAUCCCUUUUGGGUUAUAAGCAGUUUCUAUGUAGCUUGAUAUAUACUACUUACUAUCAGUAAAAGUUUUCUAUAAUGUGGCAUGAUAACAAAUAUUGAAAACCAUUUUCUUAAUUGUUAUGUUUUUCGGCUCACGUAAGUUUUUGACGAGGAACUCAACUAGUUUUAAGCCAUGCUAGAGGCUCAUAUUCGUGAGUCGCAUUCCGCUACAUACGACGCAGCAAUUGUCGCGCUGCUACUGCAACUAGUCGAGUUCCUCGUUAAAUAGUCACAUAAGUAGGCAGAUAGCUGGUGUACUAAGGAGUAACUUAGACUACUUUUAUUAAAAGUAAGCGUUCACAGGCCCGAAUCGUACGCAUCGCACGCAUUCCGUAUAACGUCACCAGUACGCAUCGCAUGUAGACAUUGCCGAUGAUGCGGUCCGUACGAUGCGGAUCAGUGGACGCAGUUGUAUGAGUUUCUAUACAAGACAAACUAAAAUCCGUUGCGUACGAUGCGGGCAACAUAACAUUUCAGAAAAAAUCAAAAGAACAAAUUCUGUUGGCAGUCAUUAUAGAAAAUGUAAUCUUGAUUUCUAUAUUUUAUACUAUAGCAUCAAAGUAUUGUAAACAAAGUACUUACCUAUAAAUAAAACUAUUGUUGAUCAAAAGUUAGAUUGUAAAUUUUUGUAAUAUUGUAAGCGAGCCCACUGCUGGGCAAUGGAGCAAUGUGAUCGAUAAUUAAUUGUAAGGAAACGUUUUGUAUUUUAUUUUAUUUGUUAUCUAUUGGUUCUUACGUGCAAUUAUUAUCAUUGAAUAUAAUUAUAUUGUUAUUUACUA
This is a messenger RNA of Spodoptera frugiperda (fall armyworm), 2126 nucleotides long. It is a transcript of the gene Glo1, whose product is annotated as lactoylglutathione lyase. The transcript is spliced from 5 exons. Lineage: Eukaryota; Metazoa; Arthropoda; Insecta; Lepidoptera; Noctuidae. Gene Ontology annotation, molecular function: metal ion binding; lactoylglutathione lyase activity. The record is from RefSeq and is a predicted model, not a curated record. Bases 37 to 672 code for a protein of 211 amino acids.